AUGUCGAAACCAAGAACUAAGUAUGCUACUAACAGGAAUCAUUCUAGUGACAACAAUCCCGGACUUGUUGAAGCGAUUCGAAAUAGAACGAAGGAAGUGCAAGAACAAUCCGAAGCCCUUCGUAUCGCACAAGAGGAAGAAAUGGGUGGAAUCAGGCAAAAAAAUCAAGUCGAAAAGAAAUAUAAGCGUAAAUAUGACCUUGCUACUCCUAAGCCUUUGGGACCUCGUCAAAAAGACGGAAAAAUUUUGAAUGCUUCCCACGGAAACCCAAGGGGCACGGGGUGUAAAGCCAAAGGGAUCAUUAUCGAUGACCCACCACCUCAAGCGGAGCAACCAACACAUGAAGAAUCUGAUCCCGAAACAUCUAAUGAACAAGAAGGUGAUGAUAGAGAAAUUGAAGAAGAAAAAGGUGAUGAGAAAGGUGGUGGCAAGGAAGAGAUAAGAGAAGUCGUUCAAGAACAAGAAGUUCAACAAGAAGACCAAGGAGGAGAUGCUAAAGAAAAAGGUAAGAACAAAGAAGGACCAAAGAAGAAGAAAGGUGACCACAUGCCCGACCCGCUGAAGAUGUUUGAUCUCGAUCCUGGUGAUCCAUCUUUAGGGAUACCCGGUGACGGAGGAAAGGAUCACAAGGAUGCCCGUUCGUCUUAUGAAGCCAGGAAUGUCAGUGAGUAUGAUAAGGACAUGGCCACUGGAAGGAAUAGAAACAACCGUUGGAGAAGUUCCGGAAGUAAUUGA
This is a messenger RNA of Papaver somniferum (opium poppy), 735 nucleotides long. RefSeq names its product high mobility group nucleosome-binding domain-containing protein 5-like. The record is from RefSeq and is a predicted model, not a curated record. Lineage: Eukaryota; Viridiplantae; Streptophyta; Magnoliopsida; Ranunculales; Papaveraceae. The transcript is spliced from 4 exons. The coding region runs from base 1 to 735 and encodes 244 amino acids.